AAGAUUAUAAAUUAGUUUUGGCGGAAGAAAUAGUCCAACUAGAUGAACACAACAGGGAGGUCAACAAUGUGCCUAAUAUGCCUUAUUUUUCUCCGCAAGCGGCGCAGUUAACUUAAAGGGAAAAACGAGAUCUGUAGCUCAACUAUCCAGUGAACAAGUCACUGGAACACUUGCCCCCCACCCUUUCAUUUCUACUACACAUUCUCCAACACAUCACUACCUAGUAAAAUUACACUAUAUUUUACUCUUUCCAGUUUCCCCUUUCAUUUCUAGAUAUCCCCAAAAUAAGACCUUAGCUGCAGACCCUCCCAAACACUUCAAUGGAUCCCACCCUCAAAAAGCAACCUAAACCUACCCCUUUCUCCGCCACUACAAACUCCAAGCCCCACCCCCCACCAGAUCCCACCCUCUCCUACCCCACUGUCCAAAACAUCUCUUCUCACUUCUCCAAGCUCUAUGCAAAUCACAAAAUACUCAAAUCUGGGCAUAGACAUCCUCCUCCUGUUGACACUCAUUUGCAAGCCAAAACUCUGGCUGCUUCCACUGCUUUUGAUUCCUCAUGCUCUACUUUGACCAAGUCAAAGAGCCAACAUGGGAGGAGAUAUGUGCAGAAGGAUAUUGAUAAAGCUAUUGUCUUGCAAGAAAAAGGUGAAAUCAAGAAAAUACCCAAUAAGGAGGAGGAAUUGAAGAAAGAGGUGGAUGUGAAAAAGGCAUUAGCCCUGUUAUCCAAGAGCCAAGGUAGUGACCAGCUGAAGGGGUUUCAACAAAGGGGUGGAGAAAAGAUCAAAAGGCCAUCUUUUUCCUUAUGUAUGAAUGGUGGAGGCAGGAGGAAAUCAUUAUGCUGCUCACAGACUGAGUUGGCUGAUUUUUUUUCUUGCAGUGGUGUGAAAGUUGUGUCUGUGGAUAUGCCACCCUUUAUGCAGAUUCAUGCUGUGGAUUUUGCAAGAAAGGCUCAUGAUAGCUUGGAAAAGUUCUCUUCUAAAUCCCUUGGUUUUUCCCUCAAAAAGGAGUUUGAUGGGGUCUAUGGACCAGCAUGGCACUGUAUAGUAGGGACCAGUUUUGGCUCUUUUGUCACACAUUCAGUUGGUGGUUUCAUAUAUUUCUCCAUGGAUCACAAGCUAUAUGUACUCCUGUUCAAGACUACUGUACAAAAAGCUGAAUCAAGUUGAAAUCUUGAGGUGAAAUUCCUUUUAGCAUAGGGAAAUUUUUGGAAAAAAGUUUGCCAUCUCUAUCUUUGUAGUUUUGUACAUCAGCUUUGAUUAAAAAAGAAGCAGCAAUGGUAGUUCUAUAGACCCUUUCCUCCCCUUAACUGUGCCCUUAAACACCCUCCAAAGAGGGAGUGUAGUGUAGUGUAUUGAUCAUUGGAAAAUUUGAGAAACAAAUGUACACUAUUAUAUUUUGUCCUCUGGCUCAGAAAGUAGAUAAAAUUAUUUAAUGGUGGUGUCCAUGAUGGAGUGAUUGAUGCUACAAGUAAAUGGACCAUCAAUGGAGGUAAAGAGGAAAAGAGUUGUUCAAUAGAUUUUACCUAUUUACUCUCUACUUUUACUGUACUGCCAGAAGAUUUGGGGUGUUGCUAUUUUAAUGAUUUGAAAGAUACUGAUGAAA
Messenger RNA from Solanum dulcamara, 1605 nucleotides. RefSeq lists its product as uncharacterized. Gene Ontology annotation, cellular component: dynein complex. The transcript is spliced from 2 exons. The record is from RefSeq and is a predicted model, not a curated record. Bases 321 to 1169 code for a protein of 282 amino acids. Gene Ontology annotation, biological process: microtubule-based process. Gene Ontology annotation, molecular function: dynein light intermediate chain binding; dynein intermediate chain binding. Lineage: Eukaryota; Viridiplantae; Streptophyta; Magnoliopsida; Solanales; Solanaceae.